Messenger RNA from Chlamydomonas reinhardtii, 6404 nucleotides. RefSeq lists its product as uncharacterized. The record is from RefSeq and is a predicted model, not a curated record. NCBI's taxonomy places the organism in Eukaryota, Viridiplantae, Chlorophyta, Chlorophyceae, Chlamydomonadales, Chlamydomonadaceae. The transcript has 14 exons. Gene Ontology annotation, biological process: protein polyglutamylation; microtubule cytoskeleton organization. The coding region runs from base 223 to 5865 and encodes 1880 amino acids. Gene Ontology annotation, molecular function: tubulin-glutamic acid ligase activity; tubulin binding. Gene Ontology annotation, cellular component: cilium.
CGUUCAGCCUUUACAUUGAGAACAUUCCUGCCAAAACUGCUCAGACCUGACCGCUGAAACGCCUCCACGCACUGGAAUUGAACCUUUAUCGCGUUCGUAUGAUGUCUAAUGUAACUAGGGGGCUAGGCUGCCUGGCCGGCCCCCCGGGGCGCGGGCAUUUGCCGCUGACCGCCAGGACCGCACUGUGGUGACGGCAGUACAGCAGCAGCAGUAGGCGCCGCGAUGCCCUUGGAGGCGUGGGAGGUCUUUGACGCCUCCAAUGAGGAGCUGCUGGCGGAGCUGCAGAGCCUGCAGCAGCUGCUCAGGGCGGGGCAGACCCAGCACAAACUGCUGUACGACACCGUACGGCAGGAGCUGGAGGAGCGGGGCGUGUCCAACAAGGUCAUGGCGCAGCUAGCGCCCCCGGCCCCGCCCGCGGCGGCUGCAGCGCCGACAUUGCUGCCAGCCGUGUCCGCACACGCCCCGCUCUCGGCACAGACCUCCUCCGCUUUCCUGCUGCACGGCCACAGCCACGGCCACAGCCACGGGCAGGGUUACGGACCCGUGCACGGGACCGCGUACGGCCAUGGGCAGUACGCGUCAGCGCACCUCAGUCCCGCAGCGGCGCCGCCACCCGCGCCGCCGCCGUCGCCGCCCCCGGUCCAGCAUGCGGAGGUGGUGGUGGUGCCACAGCAGCAUGUGACACCGGUUGCCGCGUUGUACUCGUUCGGGUCGUUUGGAGGCGGAGGAGCCGGCGGCGGAGGUGGAGGAGGUGGGACGGGUGGUGGAAGCGGGGCGUUGCACCAAGCACAGCAGCUACAGCAGCCGGCCUCUGCCACGCGCCCCCACGCCCCCGUGCCAGCACCAGCGCCGGUGCCAGCGCCGACGCCCCUGCCGCCAACUCCGGCGGCAGUGGCAGCAGCAGCAGCAGCAGCUACAGCCGCGGCCAUUAGCCCAAUGUACCGCAACUACGACGUCGGGCCGUCGGGCCACAAGGAGCAGGCACAGCCGCAGGCCCCGGCGGCCUCUCCUGCUGCUACUGCCGCUGCUACUGCCGCAGUAGUGCGGGGCUCUAGCGGCGACGGCGGCAGCGGUGACUACAGCGAAGAUGACAUGGAGGGCGGGGACUCGGACAGUGAGGGGGGCGAGGAAGACGACACGGAGGGCGGCGGCGCCGCGCCGGAGGGGGAGGCCUCGGCAGCGGCGUCGACGCCGGCGGCGCCGUCCAAGCCGCCACUGAGUGUGUGGGAGGCGGCGAUGUUGGCGUUCCAGGAGGAGCAGAAGAAGCUGCGCAGGGCGCGCAAGGCCAUCCGCAAGGGCCCGGCCAAGCCGGCGCCCAAGAAGCCGGCGGUGCUGGUGCCGCCCGCGCCGCAGCACGCCAGCGGGCACGCCCACUCCGGCCCCACGCCCACGGGCCUAGCGGGCGAGGCCUCCGCCGCCUCCGCUUCCGGCCGUGGCGGUGGCGGCAGCAGGCCGCCGCGGCCCUCCGGCAGUGGUGGCCCGGCCUCAACCGGCGGGGCCGCGGGGCGAGGCGGCGGCGGCUUCGGGGCAGCGGCCCUGGCGGCGGGCGCGGCGGUUGUGGGCGUGGGCGGCAAGGGGCCGGUGUCGCCUGGGUCGCUGGGGGCGGGCGUGGUGGCUGGCGGCGCCAAACCGGCGCACCCGGGCGCGGCGGCGGGCCCGGGGCGGCCUGUGAGCAUGACUACGGCAUCUGGCGGCUCCGCCGCUGGUACGCCCGGUGCUGCUACUGCGGGUGGAGCGGCCGGACAGGCGGCUACAGCCACGACCUCUGCAGCUGCAGCAGGCCGUGCGGCCGAGACCGCGGCGGGGGCGAGCAAAGCCGCUGUGCCCGGGGCGGGGUCGGGCGCCGGGGCUGGGCAUGGGCACGGCGACACGGUGGCAGAGGAACAGGGGCUGGCCGGCCGGACGGAGGCGGCACCGACGGCGGCAGCGGACGUGGAGUCACGGGAGACGUCGGAGACAGGCAGCGUCAAGACGGACGAGGAGUCAAAGGAGGUUCUCAACAAUUCCAUGCGGGAAGCAGCCGCCGCCGCCGCCGCCGCAGCAGCAGCAGCCGCAAGCGAGUCUGACUCCGAGCCUGAGUCAGUGAGCUCAGGCGGCAGCUCUCCGCAUCGACAGGUUGUGCCGGGGCCAGGCGCUGCGGCUCCUCCGUCGCGAGCGCUGUCCGCUCAGGCGGCGCCCUCGCCAGCGGCCGCCGUGCCUCUCUCACACAGGCCGGGCAUGCCGACUAUGACGUCUGUGGGGCCGCGGUCAUUCAGCGCUCAGGCGGCGGCCGCUGCUGCCGGGGCCAGGGCUGCUGGGGGCGCUGGCGCGCGCACGCCGCAGCAAGCGGCGGCGGCGCCGCAGCCACCGCGGGCGCGGGUGGGGGCGUGGGAGAGUGCCAGCAUACCCAGCAGUGACGACGAGGCGCAGGAGGAGGGACGUGUGGGUGCGCGGCACGGGUCUGGCAGUGACAGUGGCGGUGACAGCGACUAUGGCUCAGACUCCGAGCAACAGCAACAGCAGCGGGGACAAGUGGCAGCCGGAGGCGGGGCGGCGGCGCGGCCGGGCGCAGAGGAGCUGCGGCGGCGGGAGAUCGCUGCGGCGGCGGCUGCAGCCAUUCAGGGGCGGAGCGCCGCAGACCCAGCCGUGCUUGCGGCGGCCACAGGUGGUGCGCUGUCACGCGCCGUGGUGAACGCAGCAGCUGGCGGUGGCAGUGGCGGCAGCGGCGGUGAUGCCAGCGGCGGCGGCGCAAUGAAGGUGGACCGCUGGGCUGACUGGGAUCUGGCGGACAGUACGGACGACCUGUCCGCAUGGGCCACUCGGGAUGAGGAUGACCCCAUGCGGGGCGGGCACCUGAAGGGCCUCACGCGGCCUUUGGUCGGCCACAUGGCGCCGGGGGGCGCUGGCGCCGGCGCCGGCGGUGCAUCCACCGCCGCGGCGACUACUGCCGGCGGGGUAGGCGGCGGCGUGGCUGUGGGGGCGGGAAGCGGAGGGAGAGGCGGCAGCUUGGGGCGCUUCGCGCCACCCCAGUCGCUGGCGGCGGCAGCGCCGGGCGCGUACGGGCUGCCGUUGGCGGCGCAACUGCAGCUGCAGGCGGCGGGCGUGGGACGGCCGCCGGCGGCAGCGGCAGCGGCGGCAGCGCCUGCCGGCUCCGCAGCCGGCGGCGGCGGCAGUCGGCCGAUGAGCGCAACGUCAGUCGCCGGUAGUAGGGGUGUUGGCAGCUGUCGCGGCGUUGGGGGUGCAGCGGGCGCCAAAGUGGGCACGGCGUCUGAAGCGGGCGCCGUUGCGCCGCAGAACGGCAAGGCACAUGCAGAGCCGUCAGGGUUAGCUGGUGCGGCGAACGGGCGGCCUAUCAGUGCUCACAGGCUGAGCGGCAGCAGCGGUGGCGGCGGCGGGAAUCAAGAUGGCGGUGGCGGCGAUGGCGGCAGUGACAGCGACAGUGAAAGCUCGGAUGAUGAGUUGCCGCCGCCGCCGCCACCGCCGCCACUGCUGCCGCGCUCAGGCGUUGUACCGGCAGGCGCUAGCGCAGCGGGGCUUGCUACAGCCGCGUCCAACGGCAGUAGCGCUUCGGCGGCGGCGCUUGCCCACACGGCUUCAGGUUCCAGCCCCUCGUCGCCCGCACACCCAAUGCGCCGCCCGCCGCUCGCCCCUUCACCGCCCGCCGGCCCCUCGCCAAGCCCAUUGCGGCCCGCCGCCGCCGCCGCCGGUGCCUCGGCGCCCUCCCGCGGCAACUCCGUCAACAGCCUCUCAAUCGGUGGCGGCGGCGGUGGCGGCGGCGGCAGUAUCUCUGGUGGCAGCGCCGCCUCCACUGCUCCAGCGGAGCCGCUGCCUGGCGCCGUGUAUCUGCAGCACUUUGCCGCAUUUCACGAGAUCCUCACCCUUUGCUACAGCCCCAUACCCACGCUGCUGGAAGCCGCCUCCCUCUCUGCCGCCGCGGCCGCGGCCGGCGCCGCUGCCGGAGGCGGCGGCAGUGGCAGCAUCACCAGCAGUAGCCGCCCGCCAUCACGCAUGGCGACGCCGGGCGGCGGCGGCGGCGGCGGCAUCGGCGGCAGUAGCUUCAGCGGCGCCGACCUGAUGGACCGCUACAGCUCCCUCAUGGCGCGGGCCGAGGCCUGGGUGGGCAAGCUGCAGGCGGCUGUAGCAGCCGGGCAGCUGCCGCCGGAGGCGGCGGCUGCAGCAGCUGCUGCUGCUGCCUCUGCUACAGCCGCGGCCCCGGCCGGGACGACGGUGGCGACGGUUACAGGGGCAGCGGCGGAGCCGCCGCCGCGGCGCUUCGUGGCGGUUAUGGACGACACGGCUCAUCCCGAGGUGCGGGCGGUGGUGGCUGCGGCGCUGGAGCUGUUGGCGGGCGAGGGCUGGUCCUUGGAUCCAGCAGACCAGGUCACGGAGGUGGCCAAACCAGACGCCGCCGCCGCCUCACCAGACGACGACGGACCAGGCACUGGCGGCGGCGCCGUCGCCACCGCCGCCGCCAGCCGCCCCGGCACCGCCGCAUCUUCAUCAUCGGCGGGAGGCGCACGCGGCGGCGGCGGCGCCGCCUUCGGCAGUGGCCCCGGCCAGCGGUGCUGCCACAUGUGGGACGUGUGUUGGAGCUGGAGUGUGCGUGUGCCGCGGCUGACGUCGUACAACGAGUUGCUGGUGUGGCAGCGCGUGAACCACUUCCCGGAGGCGCGGCAGCUGACGCGGAAGGACCUGCUGAAGAAGCACCUGGCCAAAUUCCAGGCCAUGCACAACACUGGCCGGGCGGCUGCGCUGUUCGACCGGCUGACUCCCACCACCUUCACGCUGCCCAAGGAGGCGGCGGCCUUCCAGGAGGCCUACGUGCGGGCGCUGCACGGAGUGGAGCCCACCUGCGUGCAGCCCAUGGGUUUGAACCUGUGGAUCCAGAAGCCCGUGGGUCUGUCGCGCGGCCGCGGGAUCAGCCUGCUCACCUCGCUCAAACAGAUGAACACGUCGGAGCCGGUGGUGGUGCAGAGGUACCUGACUGACCCGCUGUUGGUGCGCGGCCACAAGUUUGACCUGCGGCUGUACGUGCUGGUGGCGGGCUUCAACCCGCUGGAGGCCUGGAUGUACGAGGAGGGCUUCGCCAGGUUCAGCACGCUGCCUUUCAGCCUGGACGAGGCCCAGCUGGGCGACCUGCACGUGCACCUCACCAACAGCAGCCUGCACCGGGCGCGGGCGGAGGCGGGGCAGCUGCCGGACUUCCUCGCGGAGGCGGAGCCGGCGGGCGGCUCCAAGACCAGUCUGGCCACACUGCGCAAGCUGCUGGCCAAACAGGGCGCGGACUGGCAGUCGCUGUGGGGCCGCAUCUCCGAGCUGGUCACCGCGGCGCUGUUCGCGGCCCAGGAGUCCGGGCCCAUACCGCACGCGCCCAACGCCUUCGAGCUGUUCGGGUUCGACGUCAUGAUCGACGCCCAGCUCAAGGUGUGGCUGCUGGAGGUCAACUCCAGCCCCAGCCUGGGUCUGGACACGGCCCUGGACCGCGCCGUGAAGCCACGGCUGGUGGCGGAUGUGCUGGCGCUGCUGGGGCCGCCGGCGUGGGACAGGGGCGCGCUGGCGGGCGUGCUGAGGGCGAGGACGUGCACGGGCCGUGGCAGCCGGCGCGGCGCCCCGGGUCUGCUGAGCGGCACCGUGUCAGAGGAAAAGGAGCUCGCGGCGGCAGACCUGGCGGCAGUGUUUGGAGGAGGACGUGGAGCCGUGGCAGCGACAACAGCAGUGGUGGGGACAGGAGGGGGAGGGGGAGGAGCAGGGAAUGGGGCCGGCGGAGGCGGCUCGCUGCCGCGGCGCUAUGGCGAGCAGCCGACGUGUCUGGGCGGCUUCACCACGCGCCUGGCGCCCUCGCCCUUCCACGACCGACUGCUGAGGCUGAGGCGGCCGCUGCCGUGAGCGGAGAGAGGGCGUGUACGGUGGGCGAGACACGGGGAUGGGGCGUGGGGCAAAUGAGGGGCGAGCGAGUAGCCAUGAAGCGUGGCGUGGCGUGGGUGUGCUGAUGUCGGGAAUAAGGUUGUGAGGUUGGGCGUUGGGCGGCGGUCAAGUUUCAUGCGAAGGUUGCUGGUGCGAGCUCUUGCUGGCGGUGCCUGUACAGACCAUCCUGGCUUGUCAAGGAGAACCAAAGCUAUUUUGGGUUGUGCCCCUUGCCAGGUUCUCACACCUCAAUAAUGCUCAGCAAGCCAGUCAGUCCGUGGCCCACCAAGUUACGAGUUCCCUGAGUUCAUUGUGACAAUUUGGCCUAGUGGCCGCGUCUCUCUAUGCCUCAAUCCGGCAGACGCUUCUGAGCGAGGCGGUCCUGCCCUCAAUUGCAAUCGCCACAUUGCCACGGCGGACCCACAGACGACGCGACAGGGCGAGCAAGCGGGUGUAUGCCACUCAAUGCACUGACGCGGAAUCUCGCGGAAGUUCAACCCGCCGCCGCGCCCAUUUUCCUC